Aspergillus steynii IBT 23096 is the source of this 2000-nucleotide messenger RNA. RefSeq lists its product as uncharacterized. NCBI's taxonomy places the organism in Eukaryota, Fungi, Ascomycota, Eurotiomycetes, Eurotiales, Aspergillaceae. The transcript has a single exon. The record is from RefSeq and is a predicted model, not a curated record. Gene Ontology annotation, molecular function: cysteine-type exopeptidase activity; dipeptidase activity. Bases 213 to 1775 code for a protein of 520 amino acids. Gene Ontology annotation, biological process: proteolysis.
GCUCGACAGAAAGCCAAGCCGCGAAGGAUCAAAAUCGUGAGGGGUUGUUUGCCGAUUGUCAUGAUACUCUGCGCUCGUUUGACCCCUCGCUAACGGGUCCUCUCGGGGAAAUGUAAUGGCUGGUGCGAGGAUAGGGAGAUAUAAAGUCCUGCCUAAUCCCUGUCCAAAGGAAGAUGCAUCAGACCAUAAACUUCAGAUCGGUAUACGGCACAAUGCUGACCCACCUCGUGUUGACAGUCGUAGCCUUCUGGGCCGCCAGUCCGGUCACUGCCAGUUAUGCCUUCUACGUCGGCAAAAACCUCACGGCCGACGGCAGCACCAUGAUCGGUGGCACCGGGGAAGAAGUAUCAAGCCACUGGCUGCAGCUGUUCCCCGCACGCGACCAUCCACCCAACGCGACAAUCACCGUGGGCGUCACCAAAGACGCCAGCUUCCCCGGGGAGCUCAUCCAAAUUCCCCAGGCCAACCACACCUUCCGAUACCUGAGCAUGGAGUACUCGGACUACGAGGGAUUCCCGGCCCCGCUAACCAAUGGCGGCCUCAACGAAAAGGGGGUUGGCGUUCGGGACGUCUGGGCCGAUAACCGGGAAGAGCUGCUGGAGAUGACGCCCAAUCCACAGCACGGGCUGCAGUACAGUGACCUGGCGCGCAUCGUCAUGGAGCGGGCGAGCACCGCCCGCCAGGGAGUGGAGCUCAUCGGAGAGCUGAUUGCCAAGCACGGGGAAUCGACGUAUGGCGGCAACUCUCACCUCAUCGCCGACCAUGACGAGGGCUGGAUUGUCUGGGAAAUGGCCGGAGGCGCCGGACUCUGGGCGGCGCAGCGCCUGGGUCCCAACGAGGUCAAGGUCCUGUAUCCGGGGUACAUCGAGGAGUUCCCGGUCAACUUCCAGGAUAGCCCGGAUUACAUGGGUUCCCAGGAUAUCGUGUCCUUUGCGGUUGACCGAGGCUGGUGGAAUGCUAGCUCCGGCAAGCCGUUCAACAUUUUUGACGUAUACGGACCGCAAGACCCCCGGUACCGCGCCCGUGACGGCGGAUACAAGUUCAUGUCACAGGCUGCUCUCGAAAAUGCCACACGUCAGAUGGCCCCCGUGACGGAGGAGGAUCUCAUGGCCCGCGUCAGAGAUUAUCGGAUCGCGGAUGACGAGGCCGGGUACGGUCAAGUGGUUAGUCUGCGUGCUGGCAUCGAUCGAGACAUGCUUCGCAUCUGGAUUGCGCCCACCGGAUCCGUCGCCGCGCCGUUCAUCCCGUACUGGCUCGGGGUUCAUUCCAUCCCCGCCGAGUUCGGGGCCCAUCGAUACUUGACCACAGGGGCCUCCAGCAGCUUUCUCAACCCGGACUAUCAGUUGCAAGAAGUCUCCAUUUUUGCAGGCCGGGUCUUCAAGCGAGUUCUCUACUAUAUGUGCUCCUCGCCGCGCCUGUAUCUUCCCUUGGUGAGGGACAUGCUGACCCGGUUCGAAUCCGAAUCUCGCGCCCAGGUUCAGGACUGGGUAGAGCAUUCCGCCCUGCUCCUGCUCCAGGCUGGCCGGCGGAAAGAGGCGCGGCAAAUGCUGACCUAUUAUUCUCAUUCUCGAGCAGCACAGGCCCUUGAAAUCGGUCACAAGCUGAACAACGCUCUCGAUGGGUACAUCAAGCUGACAGGACAGUGGCGCACACCGAAGGGUAGUGGGAUCAACGAUAGUGGGGAGGGCGAAGAAACGGUCAAUUGUUUGGUUGGAUACGAUCCCGAUCAACCUAGUGACCUGUAUUCUGUGGUUGGCAGGAGCAAGAUGUUUUGAGACUACCUGAAGUCGUCUAAAAUGACAAUGCCCGCGGUUGGGUCCUCGCAGCAAGCUACAUGCAGAAUAGGAAGAGCAAAUCAUGGCGAAUAAGGGGAUAGAUGUUAGGGGUGCAUCCAUGAUGGACGUUUGUUAUAUCAGUCCACCUGGAACCACACCAGCCAGGCCAGCCGCAAGCCUCGCCCGGCCACGCGUAAUGCCGUUGGCCGCACUUCCCACGGAAUC